Hippocampus zosterae (dwarf seahorse) is the source of this 1248-nucleotide messenger RNA. RefSeq names its product CDC42 small effector 1 (gene cdc42se1). Gene Ontology annotation, biological process: regulation of Rho protein signal transduction. The transcript has 6 exons. Gene Ontology annotation, cellular component: plasma membrane. Gene Ontology annotation, molecular function: small GTPase binding. The record is from RefSeq and is a predicted model, not a curated record. Lineage: Eukaryota; Metazoa; Chordata; Actinopteri; Syngnathiformes; Syngnathidae. The coding region runs from base 317 to 544 and encodes 75 amino acids.
UUGCGCCGCUGCUCGCUUGGGCGGGAACCGGGAGGCGGGACUUCCUGCUUGGGGCCGCGCCUCAAGAAGGAAAAAAAAUCCAAAGAAGAAAAAAGAAAGCCCACUCAAGUAAGAAAGACUCGUCUAGCAUCGAGUCAAUGCGACAGAGGUACGAGUUGGACGUGCAAUCACUUCCAGUUUUCCGUCUGCUUGUUGGCGAGUCAGGUCCAGCGCGGAAACAAGCUCAGCGGUUGUCAGGCAGGCUGGACCGUUUUGCCUCCCGCGCGUUCCGGGUUUAGCCGCCGGUUGCACUUCCUGGUCUAGGGCGGCCUUCGGCAUGAGCGAAUUCUGGCACAAGAUGGCUUGUUGCGUCACGGCUAAAGCGCCGCCGAAGCGGAGGAGACGGAGGAUUGACCGCAGCAUGAUCGGUGAGCCGACAAACUUCAUCCACCUGACCCACAUCGGCUCGGGAGAGAUGGCCGACGGACGCCAGCCCUCGGGGUCCGUUCAGGAGCAGAUGAGGUCGAAAUGUCCAAACAUGAACGGCAGAAACAGCCUUUUGUAGCCGGCGUACCACGGCGCUGACUGUCCUCUCGGCGGUGACACGCCCACAUUCCGUCCGGCCCCCUUUGGGGUUGGGGGGGGGCACCGUCCCUGUGAGCAAAGCCUGUCGCCAAAGAAGCCGAACCUGUGCAGUCUUCCACCUUUCAUUCUGACGCGGACCAACUCGGGAGGGGAUGAACUUGAGCGAGGACGUUAGCGCUCACGCAACACCACUGGACUCAGUUUGCCACAGUCCCCUUUCUUCAAAAAAAUUUCCCAGCAUUCCCUGCUCCAUCGGUGAUCGCAUUUCAAGUUCCCAGGAUGCUUUGCGCUCAUAAGUCAGUCACGGCUUGCGUGGCGACACGGCAGUCUGAUGCACUGGAGGACGUUCCUCUUUCAAAGACUGACAGGUCAUGUGAUCGCCACUCGGACGCGAACGUGACGGGACAAUUCGCUCGUGUGAGCUUUUUGAGGGAUUUUUCAAUUGUUUUUAUUUUUGGGUUUAUCUAUUGACAAUUUAUCUUUUUCAAAAGACGUCAGUGCGUCGAUACGUUUGCAUUUCAAAUGAACUUUGACCUCCACAGAAGCUCAGGGUCACCUCCAGAUCAUGUUGACAUCUCCCAAGUGACGUUUUUGCUUACGCAAGGCCGUCCGCACGCACUUGCUUGCUAAGCUAAGCUCCGCCUGCUGGUUAUGUAACUGAUGAAUAAAGAAAGACCCACGCUU